This is a messenger RNA of Cyprinus carpio (common carp), 6462 nucleotides long. It is a transcript of the gene cd248a, whose product is annotated as CD248 molecule, endosialin a. Gene Ontology annotation, molecular function: extracellular matrix binding; calcium ion binding; extracellular matrix protein binding. Lineage: Eukaryota; Metazoa; Chordata; Actinopteri; Cypriniformes; Cyprinidae. Gene Ontology annotation, cellular component: external side of plasma membrane; extracellular matrix. The record is from RefSeq and is a predicted model, not a curated record. Gene Ontology annotation, biological process: cell migration.
UUUUCUCUCUCUCUCGCUGGAACGUCAAGGGUGAGACUGUAAGUACUCAGCUUAGGCACAGAUCACCACUGGACAGGACAGAGAGUGGAGAGUGGAGAGAGGUAAAGAAGGGAAAAGUUUAAUACAGGUACAAGUAGAAGAAGAAUGGGCAACUAGGGCAUUAAACUGUAUUUUAGCACCCUGAAAGUCUCCUAAAAAAAGGGAAAGAAGUACAAUAGAAAAUAGAGUAGGUGUGAAGUAUGGGCUGUCCAGUUCUUUAUCUUAUUCUGCUGUCCUCACUACUGUGCCUCUCCGGGGUGCAGACUCAGGACUUGAGAGAACGGGAUGCACUCUGCAGGGAGGAUGGUUGCUUUGUGCUCCAUUUUCAGCGCAAGAUCUUCCUGGAGGCUUGGCGGAGCUGCAAGGAACACGGAGGGAACCUGGCCACCAUCAGGCAUCCAAAGGAAGCAGCAAUAGUGAAGGAGCUCUUCUCGAACAUGGAACUGAGACAACACCACAGAGGCAAGGCAAAUAUCUGGAUUGGCCUUCAGAGACAACCCCGACAAUGUUCACCCACCCGACCCCUGCGUGGCUUCUCUUGGGUCACUGGAGAUCAGGACACCCAGUACACCAACUGGCUACAAGAGGACUCCGCCAGUACCUGCUCAUCCCCACGUUGUGUGGUGAUGCCUUACAGCACUGCGGCCCAUGAGCAAGGGCAUAAUCUGAAAUGGAAGGACGGACCAUGUUCGAUUUCAGUGGACGGCUACCUUUGCAGGUACAACUUCCGAGGCAUGUGUACAGCUAUUGCUAGCGAGGGAGGUGGAAAUACACUGUAUAGUACCCCUUUUAACCUGCUGAGUACCCUCUUAACACAUAUCCCCUAUGGAUCGGUAGCAGCUGUACCUUGUCCUGCUAAAGAUGACCAGUCAGUUCUGUGCACACAAAAGGAAGAUGGAACUGUUGGUUGGAACAGGGAACCACCUUUUUGCUCUGAUACGGCUAAGACAAGCUGGUGCGAUAAAGACAACGGAGGUUGCCAUCACUUCUGCGUUGAGGAUGACUCACACUAUUAUUGUGAUUGCAAUGAUGGCUAUCUCCUGGCUGAGGAUGGGGUAAGUUGCUUUCCGUCUGACCCUUGCAAUGGGGCUCCAUGUGAGUUCGAGUGCUUGCGUGUGAUGGAUGGCUACCGCUGUGCUUGUCCUGAUGGCUACAUGCUGGCACCUGAUGAACGGGGCUGUGUAGAUGUCGAUGAAUGCCUACAGAGUCCCUGUGAGCAUGUCUGUGUAAAUGCUCCUGGAACCUUUGAGUGUCGCUGCCGUGAUGGUUACCAACAAGAUGAAGAGGGUGUCUGUGAAGAUGUAGAUGAGUGUUCAGACAACCCGUGUGAACAUGCGUGUGAGAACACAUUGGGCUCCCAUAUUUGCCACUGCCAUCUUGGUUUUGCCCCAUUACAAGAGGACCAGAGUAAAUGUCAUGACAUUGACGAAUGUCAAAUUGAAGGAACAUGUGAGCAGAUGUGCAUCAAUUAUGAUGGAGGCUUUGAGUGCUACUGUGAAGAAGGUUAUACUCUUCAAUCUGACCAAUAUUCCUGCAGGCCCGUUGGGGAGGACAUGGAGACUCUCUCAACCACUGUCUCCAACCCAUGGAUUACUCACAACCCCAUUUGGAAACCAGAGGAUCCUGCAUACCCAUGGCACCCUCCACCUGAUUCUGAUUGGAACUGGCAGACUGAGCUGCCCAAUGUGGAGACAGUUCCGACAGACCUGAUUUUGACAACUGAAGAGGAACCUGAAACUACUACACUGACUGAAAGCUCCCCUGAGGUCAUUAAUGUUAAUUUUGACCUUAAUCCAGAACAACCAGUUCAUAAUGCUUUUUUUCCACCAGCAACUCAGACGCCCACACCAGACUAUUAUGAGGAUGAGAGCACCACGGUUCCCACAGUCCUCCCUUCCUCCACAGCUUCAGGCGGCGCUUGGAAUUGGCUCUGGUUCAGCUCAACCCAAACAAAGCCUGAGACACAGGAAACUGCAAAGAACCCUCUCGACCUUUUUGGAGAAUAUGAGCUUUAUGAACAAGACCAUGAUAAUACUGACAUGUAUGAUGUUGAAUCAACCACCUUUGGUCCAGGGCAACAAACUUCUACCCUGUUCCCAAUGCAGUCACGAGGAAUAGAGGAGGUCAUUAUUGAUAAUGACAACAGCAGUAACCAGAGCCAAGGAACCAGCUGGUUGCUAAUCGGAUUGCUAGUGCCACUUUGCAUCUUCAUUGUGGUGAUGGUGGUCCUGGGCAUUAUCUAUUGUACACGCUACACAGUUAAACCACAGAACAAGAACACCAGUGAUUGCUAUCACUGGAUUGCUGGUGCUGGUGACAAAGCGGCUGCUGACAUAUCUGGCAGCGCAACUAAAUCCCAUGUUUAAGCAAGUAGGACUGUGACAGGACAGUGUGAAAUAUGUAAAUAAACUUUGUUUUGUAACUUCACAGUAGCGAGAGUUUCAAGAGGAAUUUGAUAAAUUGAGGGUAGCGCCCCAUCCUUUCCCUUUGACAUUUUUUAAUCCAUGAUUAUUUAUGGAUGUUUAUCUGGACUAUCUGCUAAGUGAGAAAUGGGAGGUGGGGGGCAAGAAGGAAUGACUCUAAAAACCACUGAGCCUCAUUCUCUGCUGUCCUCAAGAGGCAAUAAAAGUUCUUCUACUGUUGGUCACACUGAUCUUUUAGUUUGCGAAACAGUUGCUCAACAAUCACAUGGCAACUAAGAGAGCAUACUUAAUAGAUGAGGAUACUUGGUUGAGUAAUGUGGGUUAUUUAUUUUUUAUUUUGAAGGGAAUUUCCAUCUGAAUAGUUGUCAUUCAAAAAAGUCAUGUCUUAAAAAAUUUGUUCUGUAAGAAGCCAUAAUUUCAGUCCAUUUUGACAAUGUCAAGAUUUUUAUUCCCUGUUGUGAAUUCAGUCUGAUCCAGACAAAGAAAAAAGGCUUUCUAUCAUAUGUGUUAAAUGUUGUUUUAACCAAACUGUGCCUAACAUGUCUUGUAACAAGAAGAUUUGAAAAUGCUUUCUAAGCAUUGUGUGUUUAAUGACAGUAAUGAAAUCAGUCCUUUAGAGGUUAGCAUGCAUGUGGACAGUCUGGUCAUUAUGCCACACUGUGAGAGUGAAGUUAGACAUAUUUUAAAAGCAUUAUGAAAUGGCAAAACAAGCAGUAUGACAAGCAUGUACCAGUGGCCUUCCUUGAUCAUUUGCAGUAUUAUGUUUCGAUAUUCUUGAGGAUAUGUGAAGGUAAGGUACAGAUAAACUUGUUUAAACCACAAACCACCAAAUUUCCUGCUCUAACUACUACUUGAUUUAAAAAAAAAACUGUUUAUUAAAGUGCUCAAUAAGGUUUAAAAUAUUUGUGUCUUCAUUGUUUGAGACAAGCAAUAUUUGUUUUGUUUUUUUGAUGCUAUGGCUAAUGCAUUCCUACAGAGUCAAUAGGAAAGUUGUGGUUUAAUUUGUAGAAUAUGAUUUUUUUGUAAGGAUAAGAGUAAGGAUGUAAGGGUUUGCUCAGUUCUGUAAAAGUAACAGUGCCUCCAUCUUAUUCUUAAUUUGUCCUUUCAACACUUCUCAUCUCAUCUUUGCUUUCUUUUCUCCCUUGUUCCACAUGGAUACUGAGAGAUUUUCUGUGAUUGCUGGUGGUACUAUGAAAGUACAGAACACAUGUUCUGUACUCAGUACCAGCUGAUUAUCCAAUCAGAUCAAUCUGGCCAGACAUCAGAGAGCACCUUACUGUCAUGCAGUGUUGUGGAUAAUUAGUGUGCUCAGCCUUCACAUCAUCACAGGAAAAACACUCUGGUGUAAUCGCUUGAAAACUGACAGCUUCCUACAUGUUUUGCUGUUGUGGUUUCAGUUCAGUGUGACAUGUCUUUAGAUUCAUCUUUUGGUGGUCAGAAAGUUUGGGGGCAGUAAACAGUAAAUAAUAGUGAAUAAAUACUAUUCAGCAUGCAUGCUUUAAAUUGAUCAUAAAUGACAGUAAUGAUUUCAACAUUGUUACAAAAAUGAACAAAAAAAAUACAUUUUGUUCUUAUGAACUUUUUAUUCAUCAAAGAAAAAAUGCUUUGUGGUUUCCACAACAACUUUAAGCAGCACUGCUUAACUGUUUUCAACAUUUAUCAUAAUAAGAAUAAUGACAGAGAAUGAUGAUAAGUUUUCUGAGCACCAAAUAAGUACAUUAGAAUGGUUUCUGAAGGAUCAUGUGACACUGAAGACUGGAGGAAUGAUGCUUUGCAUAUAAAUUACAUUUUACAACAUGUUAAAAAUAGUUGUUGUUUUUUGAGAUAGUAUUUAAAUAAAUGCAGCCUUGGUGAACAGCAGUGUAUACAGUUACAUUGACUCUAAAAGAUUUUUAAUCAAAACUGACACAUUGGUUCUAUUACUCUUGACCAGGUGGUCUUAAAGUGUCCUUGCAGAGCAACUAGAAAGUGUCUGAAUACUUUUGACUAAAUUCUUAACACUUAUUCAGUGUUCCUCAUAUUCCCUAUGUUUUGGGGGCCAUGUGUCCCCACAAGGAUAAUAAUACCAGUAAAUUUUGACCUUGUGGGGACAUUUUUGGUGCCCAUAAAAAACAUUAUAAAUCAUACAGAAUAAUCUUUUUGAAAAUCUAAAAUAGCAGAACAUUUUGUUUGAGAGGUAGGGUUAGGGUAAAAGUAUAGAAAAUACAGUUUAUAAAGUAUACACCAUUACGUCUAUGAAGAGUCCCAAUAAAACAUGGGAACUCUAUGUGUGUGUGUGUGUGUGUGUGUGUGUGAGAGAGAGAGAGAGAGAGAGAGAGAGAGCCCUAUCUUGCUUGAAAGUAAAUGUUGUCUAUAAUUCAGUGGUAUUCAUACAUUUUUAUUUGUGACUUAAGUGUCCAUAUACUUUUGGGGUCACUGUACUUGUUUUUAAUUCUGUAACUGAUCAUAAGACUAGUGUUUAAAUGUUGUAAAAAACUAGUAUAAAAAGCAUUAUGGCUAAAUCUCAGUAUCUGAUACACAUACAGUAGUUGUCUUCAUGCAAAUUAAGAAAGCAUAUUUUAUUAUUUAUUGGGAACAAUUUAUACAAAACAAUUUUUAGCCACUGCUAGAAAUCAUUAUGCUUUCUUAAAGGCAUUUAACUAAUUCUUCAAAUAAUCACUUUAAAUAUUAUAAUUGACCUUCCAUUAUAAUUACUAAUGUCAGUUUAAUUUCAAAGGCUUGCUGAUUGUUUGUGUUUGCUUUGUGCCCUCAGGCACUCUCACAUUCAGCACAGUGAUAAGCAGCUGGGUAAAGAUUUCUUCAAAGGAAAAUGUUGGAGUAUAUCAUGGCCUCUCCUCAUUCCACAUUCCACAGAUGCCUCUUUUAAAUUCAGCAGUGCAUUAUUAGAGGGAAUGGACUGAUUUAUGUAAUGUAUUCCAAAGAUUGUUAGCUGUCACUGGCUUAGCUGUGUGUCUGUGUGUGGUUGAUUGCAUGCAUAACCAGUCUUACGCUCUCCUGCAUUUCUCGAUAAACAACCUGUCAGCUGUAUUAAUUAAGGAAGAAUUAUUAUUGGAGCAUUGUUUCUACAUUCCACGCAACCUAUAGGAUCCUAAGUCAUUUUAUGCCUCGUUUCCAGCACCUAUGGAGGCUGAUAUGGCUCAUUAAAAACGCCCUGUGAUUUCAGUCUGACAUUCCAUAUACUGUCAGACAUGGAAUAUUGGCAAAUGUGUUUGGCAUACCUUAGUUUGUUGGGACAGAGAGUACCAAAGUUUUAUUUAUUUAAUUUUCUAAGUAUAGAGAAACCUAGCAAUAUUUUUCACCUAGAAGUGACCCAGAUUCAAGUACUACCAUGUAUUAGAGGUUUAAAAUCGUGCAGAAGAAAAUAUUCAUGAUUUAUGUUGAGAUGUUUUCCUUCAUUCUGUUCAUUUUCCUUAUUCCAGUUUUUUUUUUUUUUUUUUUUUUUUUGGUUCAUAUCCGAAUGUUCAGUUCAGCUGUAGGACUUUCUGUAAACUUGCUGGCAGUUUGAACGAGUCACGUACAGGCGAGUCUUGGCCAUGCUGUAUGUGCCCAGUACAAGCAAAUCGUAGCAUGUAUCCUUAUGGACUCGCUUGGCUGCCCGCUCUUAUGUUUCUUCUAUGAUCAGUCAUGUGUGAAAAUGCAAUGUGUAUGAAAUUUAAGGAGUCCAAGUGUGAAGAGAAAGAAGCCUCUUGUAGCCAGGGAAUCUAAGAGAAGAUUGAGAUAUGAGUUUUGGGAAUUGUGAGUUUUGCAUUUCUAUGCCUAAUUACAGUAAUAUGGAGCCAGGCUGAAUAUCUCUGCACAACACCACAGACGCCUCAAACUGGGCUUUUCAUAUAUUAGGUUGGAAUCUUUGUUGUACUGCAUUCAGUAAAUUAUUCAGAAAAAAAAACAAAAAAAAAAAACAUUUUGGCAGAUACUUCCUUAACCAAAGGACUUUUAACACCAUGCAUUAUGUAUGUGAGUGUGUACUGUAAAUGCAGCAAUAAAGGGACUGCAGAAAUGA